CAAGUGAUCCCAGAUCACGUGCUGCCCACUGACCUUCAUCUCAAAGAAGAGGAAAGUGUUCGGUUUGAUAAUCCGGCAUACUGGCCAUUGUCAACGAUGGAAUCCGCGCAGCCAUACGUGGAAGAGACCUUCUUGAAGACCCAAACGCCCUUGCAAUUUGGCCUAAAUCCCCUGCAAACACCGGACAACUCACCGUUAAGCUCACCCUUGGGAACGUCAUCCAGCGGGUUCCCCCCGUCUUCCUAUACCCCCACACUAUCUUCCGUGUCCUCUAGGUCGCCAGUUCCAGUAACACCACCCAUUUCAAUCAUUAUCAGUGAAUCUUCUCAAUCACCCUCCCCAAUGUUCCCAGUUCGACAUAGCCGAGAGCAGUAUAGGAUCAACCCCGACCUACUCAUCGAGAGCAUCCUUCCCAGAUCUGCUGAUCCCUCACUUCGACUACUCCUCCAUAGUAUAUUGACGUCAGACUGGUGGUACAAGAACGAGAAGGGACCUCACAAGAUACUCACUCCAUUUAUUAAGAAGCAUGUCGCCGGAGGCCAGAGGCAAUUCGAGUGCCUUUUGUGUGGCAAGAAG
This is a messenger RNA of Acaulospora colombiana, 576 nucleotides long. NCBI's taxonomy places the organism in Eukaryota, Fungi, Glomeromycota, Glomeromycetes, Diversisporales, Acaulosporaceae. The record is from the annotation of a GenBank genome assembly.